UGUCAUCGCAGUCUAGUUCGGAAUUUCCUUUAAGAUUGUUCAAAAAAUAUAAGUGAAAGAAAGAUUUUUUCUCUACUGUGCUUAUUUUGAAAUAAAAGAACUCAAAAUGCAAAUUCGCUCCAUUGAAGAUGUCCCGCUGCUCAGCACCAAUUUGAGUAUCAUGAAAUUUUGGUCAUUUUUAUUGGAGCACAAUUGGCGUCGCUAUUUCGCCUUGAUUCCCUAUCUUUUCAUUAAUACCACCCAAUUUUUAGAUGUCUACUUUAGUACGGAACCAAUUGAUGCGAUUGUACGCAAUGCUUACAUUGCUGUACUAUUUUUUAAUACAAUUUUGAGAGCUGUCCUAUUGUGUGUUAAUCGUUUCGAAUAUGAAGGUUUUAUGGAAAAGAUACGUCUAUUGUAUAUUGAAUUGAUGAACUCUGAGGAUCCAGCAUUGAGGAAAAUGCUACAGGAAUGCACCGUAGCCUCAAGAUUUAUUUCGAAGGUUAAUCUCUUGAUGGGUUUUACAUCAUGUGUGGGUUUUAAUAUGUAUCCACUAUUUGCAACAUCGAAAGUUUUGCCAUUUGGCAUGUAUGUUCCGGGCGUGGACAAAUAUGAAUCACCCUACUAUCAGAUAUGUUUUCUCUUUCAAAUAAUUAUCACACCGGCAGGAUGUUGCAUGUAUAUACCAUUUACAAAUCUGAUUGUGUCCUUCAUACUCUUUGGCAUUUUGAUGUGUAAAGUUUUGCAACACAAGUUGAGAAAUCUGAAGGAUGUCAGUAGUGAAAAGGCGCGAACGGUUAUUGUGUGGUGUAUUAAAUAUCAGUUGCAGUUGAUCAAUUUUGUGGAUACCAUCAAUGAUUUGACAACCUUUACAUUUUUGUUUGAAUUUAUGGCCUUUGGAGCGAUGUUGUGUGCCAUGCUCUUUUUGUUGAUAAUUGUGGAAACGGUUGCUCAAAUGUGCAUUAUCUGCAUCUAUAUAUUUAUGAUUUUUGCCCAGAGUGUGAUCAUGUAUUACUUUGCAAAUGAAUUGUAUGAUCAAAGCUUGAAGGUGGCCAUUGCAGCCUAUGAAAGUAAUUGGUUCGAUUUUGAUGUCUCCACUCAGAAGACCAUUAAAUUGUUUAUAUUGAGGGCCCAGAAGCCGUGUGCCAUAUUAGUUGGCAAGGUCUAUCCCAUGAAUUUGGAAAUGUUGCAGUCGCUUCUAAAUGCCACAUAUUCCUAUUUUACAUUGCUCAAGAGGGUUUAUGGUUAAAUUUUUAAAUACAUAUUAACAUUUUAUUUCUUGUCUCUAUUAAAUCGCACCUUAGAACGCACUUAGACUAUAGAGUGCACCGCAAAAA
Musca domestica (house fly) is the source of this 1316-nucleotide messenger RNA. Its product is annotated as odorant receptor 30a. Gene Ontology annotation, molecular function: olfactory receptor activity; odorant binding. Bases 107 to 1228 code for a protein of 373 amino acids. Lineage: Eukaryota; Metazoa; Arthropoda; Insecta; Diptera; Muscidae. Gene Ontology annotation, biological process: sensory perception of smell; detection of chemical stimulus involved in sensory perception of smell. The record is from RefSeq and is a predicted model, not a curated record. Gene Ontology annotation, cellular component: plasma membrane. The transcript has 6 exons.